Lathyrus oleraceus (garden pea) is the source of this 1413-nucleotide messenger RNA. RefSeq names its product flavonol synthase/flavanone 3-hydroxylase. The record is from RefSeq and is a predicted model, not a curated record. The coding region runs from base 125 to 1129 and encodes 334 amino acids. Lineage: Eukaryota; Viridiplantae; Streptophyta; Magnoliopsida; Fabales; Fabaceae. The transcript is spliced from 3 exons.
UAAAUACUCUUUUAACUUUCAGUAGGUAGUUGAGAAAUUCAGUUUUCUAUAAAUUCCCGCAUUUGAGAAAUCAUUAGAACAAAGAAAGAAAGAAAAAUCUCUUUCAAAUCUCAAAAAACUAAAAAUGGAGGUCCUAAGAGUACAAACAAUAGCUCAUCAAUCCAAAGAGACACCAAUCCCCUCCAUGUUCGUCAGAGCAGAAACCGAACAACCAGGAACAACAACCGUCCACGGUGUCAAACUGGAGGUGCCGAUAAUCGAUUUCAGCAAUCCAGACAAAGAAAUAUUACAAAACGAGAUAAUGGAAGCGAGUAAAGAGUGGGGAAUGUUUCAAAUCGUGAACCAUGAAAUUCCAAAUGAUGUUAUAAAGAAACUACAAAGUGUUGGUAGAGAGUUUUUUGAGUUACCGCAAGAAGAAAAAGAGGUCAUUGCUAAACCUGUUGGGUCAAAUUCAAUAGAAGGAUAUGGCACAAAUCUUCAGAAAGAGAUGAAUGGGAAGAAAGGUUGGGUGGAUCAUUUGUUUCAUAUUAUUUGGCCACCUUCUUCUGUUAAUUAUCGUGUUUGGCCUAACAAACCUGCUUCUUACAGGGAAGUAAAUGAGGAAUAUGGGAAAUAUCUACGUGGAGUGACAGACAAACUAUUCAAAAGCUUAUCAAUUGGGCUUGGGCUUGAAGAACAUGAACUUAAGGAAGCUGCAGGUGGAGAUAACAUGAUUUACCUUUUGAAAAUAAACUACUACCCACCUUGUCCAAGUCCUGAUCUUGUCUUAGGUGUGCCACCACACACUGACAUGUCUCAUGUGACCAUUCUUGUGCCUAAUGAAGUGCAAGGCCUUCAAGCCUCUAGAGAUGGUCAAUGGUAUGAUGUUAAGUAUGUCCCCAAUGCUCUUGUCAUUCACAUUGGUGACCAAAUGGAGAUACUAAGCAAUGGGAAAUAUAAGGCCGUGUAUCAUAGAACAACAGUGAACAAAGAUGAGACAAGAAUGUCUUGGCCAGUUUUCAUUGAGCCUCAAGGAGAGUUUGAAGUUGGUCCUCACCCAAAGUUGAUUAACAAAGACAAUCCACCAAAGUUCAAGACCAAAAAAUAUAAGGAUUAUGCUUAUUGUAAGCUUAAUAAGAUCCCUCAGUAAUGGAAGAAGGCUUUGCAGCAUAAUAAUUUAGUGGACAUUUCAUGUCACACUAGGAAUAUAUUGUUGAUUAGUUUUAACAAAUUGUCAUGUGGCAUGUAUGAAAAACAUAAAAUAUGUAAGCUAAUGUUGGAGGUUGCUUAUGCUAUGUUUUUAGUUAUUAUAAAUUUCACUAGUCAUUUUUUUUAUCUUGAAAGCAAAGAAGUUUUGUAUUGGGAAAAGAGAUAAACAAUCACCAUAUGUUUGAUCGUCUAUUAUUCAAAUACUAUCGUUAAUAUUCAAGUCAA